AUGGCUUUCAAUGGGCGUGGGGGUGUCGGCUUGGGUGCCGUCGCCGCUGGUGAGAAUUCACACAACAUGUUUUCGGCAGCUCCAUUUGGCUCAGGUGCAACUUCUCCGCACUCCCAUCUACACCAAACCAAACCUACUUCUCCACAAAAACUUACUUCCUUUACUCUCUCACCCUCAUACUCUAGAGAUCAAUCUGGAGACAAAAACGCCAAUCUGGAGUUCGCACAGGCGCAGUCUUUCGCCCGGAAGGAGCUUCUGGGCGGAUCGUUUGGGGAUAUCAGUGGCGCCACGAACGGCCGACACGAAGAAACACCAGAGGAUAUGCAAAAAAAGGACCCGCUCGCUACUCAAGUAUGGAGAUUGUAUAGUAAACAAAAGAACGUUCUCCCUAACGCGGAGCGUAUGGAAAAUCUUACCUGGAGAAUGAUGUCAAUGACACUACGUAAAGAGCAGCAACAAGCUCGAAUGGCCGCAAGACAAUCUCAGCAACACCAAAACCGAAUAGGAGGGAUUUCUGCUGCAGCCCGCUCAGCAGCUGAAAGUAAAACGUCUUCGGCGAGCGUCAGUGCGAACCCGUCAGAGCCCGAUUGUAUGUUUAUGGAUGACCUUACCUUUACAUCACCAUCAUCAAUGGUUGGCUCCCCAAGCGGAUUUUCGAGUUGCGGGGUUGCACAUUCACCAAGCAGCGAGAACCUAAAUCCCAAUACCUCAUCUCAUGCUAUUGCCUCGGCAAUCCCCAUAAAGAAAUCAUCUCGAGAAAAAGAACUCAUGAUUAGUUCUCAUCUUCCACCAGCCUCUGCACCCCAGCAUCUCGAGAAUAAUCACGAUGAGUUUGAUUAUGUUCAGAGGAGGAUUCGGAAAACAAGUGUCGAUGAGCGUCGACCUCCCAAGCGACGCGCGGACUUCUCCCCACACGUUCCUCCAGUUGCCAGUAUCAUGAUUCCCAACGAUCCAGAUCCGGACCACGAUUUAAGCGAUUAUCAUCUGGAUCAGGAUCACCAAGGAUUCUCAAUCCCAAACUCACAUCCAUCUACUAUGUCAUUUCUUGACACCUCUGUGGAGACGUCGGAGUACCUUACUUCUGCUGGGCCCUAUCAAAAUAGCUUCUUUUCUCCUGUUCACAGCCCUGUUGUGACAAAUGGUCCGUUCUCGAACAUGUAUAGUUCCCAUACACCCAUGGCGUCUUCCGUGACCUCAAAUGAUUUCUAUUCCCCCCCCGCCUCCGCCAACCACUCUGUUGUUUCGACGCCUCAUCCUCUCUCCGAAAAUCACGCAGGAAAUUUCUUCGAUCAGAUCAACAUUGACAGGCAACAAGGGCGCACAAUCCCCAGCUUUGGACAUUCAAGGAACAGUACAUUACCAAAUAGCCUCACAUCCAACGAGUACUACUUCAGCAACACCGACCCUCUUUUGAGUGCAAACCCAUCUGCUACCCAUUCAGGAUUUCCAUCGCCUGGAUAUCAACAGUUUCAACACGUCAACCCCUCACAGGUUUUGCGCGGAGAUUUUAGCCUUGCUAAGUCACCAGGUUCUAGCGGGGCUAGGAAUGACGGGAUGUUUUCUUUUGGUGCUGAUUCUGACCUUGAGGACGAGGAAAUGGACCGAAUGAAUAUUCAAAGCGAUUUGAAUCAAAUCGAAGAUCAAAUGGACGUGCAAUCAGCCCUGCAAACUCAUUUCGGAGAGUGGGGUCAGAGAAAUGGUGCGGGUGGGCAAAACUCAUUUGGAAAUGGGCGGUACCCAGGACAACAGCAAAAGACAGUGAGGAUUGGUGGCACCGAGACUGCGCCCUCUCCGCAAGAAUGGAGUAUGAGUGGGGGGCAUCAUAGCCGAUCACAUUCCGUUAGUGCAUCGGUAAGUGAUAUGCGUAACAGGGUACAGGAUCCAAACGGUGCGCGAAGGCAGAAAAUCGCUCGAACAAGUUCUACGCCGAAUGCUCCCCAGUUGGCCAUUUCAAUAAUGAACCAGCGCGUCCAAUCUAAUCCAAGCACACCGCCAGAGUCUGGUUUCAGUUCCACUGAACCUUCCCGGCCAGCUUCACCAGAUGGUCAGAAGAAUGGAGGGGCUGGAGCUGGUGGUUCCAACGGACUUCCGACGACUUGCACUAAUUGCUUUACACAAACCACGCCUUUGUGGAGGAGAAAUCCCGAGGGUCAUCCUCUAUGUAAUGCGUGUGGUCUAUUUUUGAAACUACAUGGUGUGGUUCGCCCUCUUUCAUUGAAAACGGAUGUCAUCAAAAAGCGUAACCGUGGAAGUGGAAACUCGAUGCCUGUCGGAAAUGCGGCAACUCGCGCAUCCAAGAAGGGUGGUCGGAAGAAUUCUUUGGUACAAACCCCAGUUACUACGCCAGUUUCGGCACAGUCCAAAAGUCUCGCAGGGUCGGAAUCUCCACCCUCUACAGGUGGGGGGUCUAAUGUCAGCACUCCUACGAAUAAUUUGUCUAUGAUGAGUGCUUCUGGACAGGGUAACAAAAUAAGUGUCAUUCCAAUUGCUGCCGCACCACCAAAGAGCUCCCUUAGUGGCAAUUCAGCUCGGCCAAUUGCUGUUGCAGUGCCGAAGCGUCCUCGACGGCUCUCAAAAAGCCAGGGCCAUCCUCAGGAGAGUGAAGAUGGUGAUGCUAUGGAUGAUUCAACAAGAGAUAUCGGCAAAAAGAAGGAUAAGCCUUUGGCACCGAUUCUCCAGCAAUCAACGUCGUCAAUUAUACAUAACACAACGCAUCACACACCUAUUGCGCCGGCGGUCAAUCCCACAGCUGGCACCCAGGAAUGGGAAUGGCUUACAAUGUCUCUUUAA
This is a messenger RNA of Morchella importuna, 2790 nucleotides long. RefSeq lists its product as uncharacterized. Lineage: Eukaryota; Fungi; Ascomycota; Pezizomycetes; Pezizales; Morchellaceae. Gene Ontology annotation, biological process: positive regulation of transcription by RNA polymerase II; negative regulation of transcription by RNA polymerase II. The record is from RefSeq and is a predicted model, not a curated record. Gene Ontology annotation, molecular function: RNA polymerase II cis-regulatory region sequence-specific DNA binding; zinc ion binding; DNA-binding transcription factor activity, RNA polymerase II-specific. Bases 1 to 2790 code for a protein of 929 amino acids. The transcript has 3 exons.